GGAUAAAUAGGAAAAACAAGUUUUUCCUAACUCAACGAAUGUCAUUUGAUAUCAAGUGGUAGAAGAUCUUAAUCUAAGGCAAAAAGUUCCAGACCUGUAAGGUUUUGGAAACCUCAAAAGCUUUGUGCUAAACAAUAACUUAAAUAAGAAGAUGUCUGGUGUGUUCUGGAAGAUCUACCAGUAUAUUAUUGAAAAUACUGCGUUCUGGAAGGUCCACCAGUUUUUUGUAGAAAGUACUGCGUUCUGGAAGGUGUACCAGUUUUUCUUUGGCACUAAACAGGAUGGUACAGUGCCAGAGAAAUCAAUCGAUGACAACUCUCAAAGUCUUCCAGACGACAAGCAAAGAUCGCAGACUGUAGAAGUAGAAAAGAGUCUGCAGAAUAGCGAGCAGUCCGAUUUAAGCAUUGCUAAACAAGAAAUAGCUAAUCGAUCUGUAAACAAAAUGUCGGAACAAUCAUUUGUAACAAAGCAAAGCAUUGGCGACACAGAACAGUUAGUAGAAGAGAAAAGUACUUUGCCAAACUCUGAGAACAGAAGUGCUAGAUCUGACGGUUUUAGCACAACGCCAAAAAAAGAUCGACCAAUGACAACACAGGCUGUGAAGAAUGCAACUAAGGACAGCAAAACUGUCACACAAAGUAUCGGAAAUACAGUUCAGAUUGUUGGCCAUUCAAGGCAAGCAACUCAAAGUGUAACAAAUCGUGCCACUGGAGGCUGUGCAGCACAGAACAUUGGCAACACGACGCAAAGAGUCGCUGGGAAUCAAAACGCCAACCAAGUUGUGGAGAAUAACUCUGAUGGAAAGGCAAAAAGUGAAUAAAAAAAAACAAACAACUAUAAACAACAACAAUGUAUUGUUUUCUUUUCAAUUAUUCGUUUGGUUUUCCAGACGCAAUAAAAAAAACUUGUAUGCUAGAAACCUCACCAUCACAUUUACGUUUUCAAAUCUGUAGGACCAUUGGGGCAUCACAAGUGAUUCGCCGACCAUUUUCCUCUAAAACUCUCUGUCGCAUUCCUCAGCGUCUUCAUCAACGUAAGACGUUUCCUUGAUGUUAUCAUCUUUUAUUUUGACUGUCUCUCAUCUUUUUUUUAUUGCUACUUUUAUUAAGAAUCACGAUUUUGCAAUUAUUGAAGAUUUUUUUUUUAAAGGAAUUGAAUUUUUGUUUUCAUAUGAAAUUGUUAAUAGUUGUGUUUCUUGUAUUUUAGCCGAUUUUUUUUUUAUACUACAUAUAGAUUAAGAUAUAAUUUGAUAGGUUCGAAAUCUGAAAAAGUAUCGAAAUAAAUUUAUGGUUAUAACAAUAUGCAUAUGUUUGUACAAACCUUAUAUCAACUCACGCCGUCUAUUUGUCUAGUACUAAUUGUGUACACGUUAUUUUGCCACUUCUCAUUCUCUGAUCACGUUGAUACUUCGUCCAACUAGACAUUGUCUCUAACAAAGAAUGAAUCAAUUUAAAAAAAAAAUAACAAAUCAAUUGAUUAAUUAGGGACAAUUAAUUAAUUUGUUUGAUUUAUUUUAAAAAAUGCAGUGCUUUCCCUGUGUA
This is a messenger RNA of Biomphalaria glabrata, 1541 nucleotides long. RefSeq lists its product as uncharacterized. The record is from RefSeq and is a predicted model, not a curated record. The transcript has 3 exons. Bases 152 to 820 code for a protein of 222 amino acids. Lineage: Eukaryota; Metazoa; Mollusca; Gastropoda; Planorbidae.